AUGAUACACCACAUUGCAAGGAACCAAUGGGGCAUAAGUCCAAAGCACUGUAAGCUAAUAUAUACUGGUGCAAUCGAACCGGCGCUGCUUUAUGCGGCCCAGAUUUGGGGGCAUAGGGCAAACCUGGUUCACUUAAAAAGAAAACUCCUCUCGGUCCAGAGAUCCUUCGCUAUCAGGAUUUGCCGCGCUUACCGCACGGCGCCCACCGACGCCCUGCUGGUUAUUGCCAACAUCACACCGAUACCUAUUAAAAUAAAUAGCAUAAUUUGGACCCGAAACCUUAUAAAAAACAACCCCAAUAAUCAAGUUAGAGAUAAUCCGCAAUCCCAAACCAUCAAUAUCAACACCUUAAACCAGGUGGAGGACCAAGAGAUAAUAGAUCAGAUAAUUAUUAACAAAAUUGACAGCCAUAUAAACAGUACCACCGGCCACGGUCACCCAGCCGAUAGCAAUAACACUAACAUAAUCAUGAAUGAAGAAAGUAAUCAUACCAAGCAUGAUUGGGAGAUUUAUACUGAUGGCGCAAAAAACAGUAAAGGGACUGGUGCGGCAAUGGUAAUCUACAAUAAUCAAACUGGCUCUACCGCUCACGAAGAAUAUUACAAGUUGGCGGACCAUUGCUCAAUCAACCAGGCGGAACUCUGGGCCAUGGAAAAAACACUACACUUCAUAACUAGUAACAUCAAAAAGCUCAAAGGCUCAAUCAAAAUCAACACAGACAGCCGCUACGUCCUUAACUGUAUAAAAGGAACCAAAAAGAACACCGCUACUGGAGUUAACAUCCAAUAUCUUGCAAGAAUCUUAAGUAAACUUAAAUAUCUCACCUUCAGUUGGGUACCGGGGCAUUCUGGGUCCCGGGGAAACGAGAGAGCAGACGUGCUGGCAAAAAGAGCUACAAGCAGCAACCAACUCACUAUAUCUUUUAGCAAAUUACCACAAAGUUAUAUCCGCAGCUAUAUACAGAAGAAAGUCAUAAAAGAAUGGCAAAACAACUGGUCCAACUCUUCUACAGGAAGACUUACUCACCUCUUCCUCCCCUCCAUCUCCUGCCGCCAAAAAAUGACCCAUAUCACCCCUUCUUACGCAAUGACACAAUUACUAACUGGACAUGGUAACCUCCCAAGUUACCUAUACCGAUUCAAGAAAAGGGAUGAUAACCACUGCAUCUGUGACAACAUUUCAACGGGUGACGUCAGCCACAUCCUGGAGGACUGCCCACUGUACGAUACCCAAAGGGACAAACUAAAAUCUCUAUGCACCCAAAUGGGUAAAUGCUGGCCACCACCCUGGGAAUUCUACUGUGAAACCAAGGAAGCCUAUGGCCAUCUGGAGACAUUUGUUAAAGAGUGUGGUAUCUUCGACCAUUAAUCAGAAGAGGAGGCUUGUUGUCAACCCUGUUCUUAAACCUUACUUGGUGCUACAGGACUUUAUCUUAUUGUCGGGCCCCUGUUCGGAUGGGGAAUGUUUGUUCUGGAAUCACCCCAUGCUCGGUAUUUGGGAAUUAUCUCCCCCCUCUAAAAGAGGAGCUGUAUGUAAAAAAAUAAUAGCCAUGUACUCUGUUCAUUGUGAGUUUCUGUUAACCCCCAUUGUAUUACCCCUUUAUUAUAAAUGUAACGAUGUACCUUACCAGCUGAUACUGUAACUGACGCUGCAGAAAUUGUAACAUAACUCACUCUACUAACGCAGCAUCAAUCCAAAUUGGACUCUGCUUCUAUUGUAUUUGUUGUAACUGAUUGUAUU
Centruroides sculpturatus (bark scorpion) is the source of this 1740-nucleotide messenger RNA. RefSeq lists its product as uncharacterized. Gene Ontology annotation, molecular function: nucleic acid binding; RNA-DNA hybrid ribonuclease activity. The transcript has a single exon. Gene Ontology annotation, biological process: DNA replication, removal of RNA primer. NCBI's taxonomy places the organism in Eukaryota, Metazoa, Arthropoda, Arachnida, Scorpiones, Buthidae. The record is from RefSeq and is a predicted model, not a curated record. Bases 1 to 1368 code for a protein of 455 amino acids.